UAGACAGACCCUAGAACGGAACGUUGUCAGUCAGCCACAACACAACACAAAAAUCGAAAUGGAAUGGAAUAAUUAAAGCACGCGAGACAUUUUUCAUUACAAAAAUCGGACGACAGCCAGCCCAUCACCAGAAGAGAGUGUGUGCAGUGUUGAAAUUAGAGAGAAACGGUCAAACAUCUUUAGUUAAGUUUUUUUCCGAGGUCGCCGUCGAUGUGGAGGAGGCUAUAGAUUAGAUUUAAAAAACCCCCCCAUUAAAGUACCAUUAGACAACAACAACAUCAGUAUAAGUCAAUAAGAGAAGUCAUCUCCCAAAAGGAAGGAACAUGAUGAAUGAGGACACGAGUGCGUCAACGUCAUCCAGUGGCGGCGGGGUGAAAAAGUUCUUUCAACGACUAUCACAAAUUUAUCAAUCUGCCUUGGAUCGUUCCACGCCACACACAAAACUGCGCUGGAGUGGUGCUGCUGUGCUAGUUCUCUUCUUCCUGCUACGCAUAUUUCUCAAUCAAGGAUGGUAUAUUGUCUGCUAUGCUUUGGGCAUAUUCCAUUUAAAUUUGUUUAUUGCAUUUCUAACACCGAAAAUUGAUCCGGAAUUCGAUCCAUAUGCCAAUGAAGAUGAUGGUCCCAAUUUGCCAACACGGAGCAAUGAAGAAUUUCGGCCGUUUAUACGACGCCUGCCAGAAUUCAAGUUUUGGCUCAGCAUUACGAAAAGUACAACAAUAGCGAUAAUUUGUACAUUCUUUGAUUGUUUCAAUAUACCAGUAUUUUGGCCCAUACUGGUCAUGUACUUCAUAACAUUGUUCUGCAUAACAAUGAAGCGACAAAUUAAGCAUAUGAUUAAAUAUAAAUAUUUGCCUUUUACCCGCAAUAAGCCACGUUAUCAACGUGUUGGGGAGCCAACGGAAUCAUCAAAGUGACAAUUAGCCGCACAGACAUUGCCCACAUCAACAACUAGCGACAGUCGAAGUGAAGUCGAAAUCAAAAAAGCAACUACAACUGAAACAUCAACAAUAAUAACAGGAACAGGAACAGCAACAUCCUCCUCCAACCUAUCGCCAUCGUCAUUGUUAAAGGGUGCAACAGCCACAACAUCAGUGAAUACAACUAAUGUAGCAAAACCACCGCAAAUUAUAAUGAUUGAUGAAUGAAACAAGAAUAAAUUCUAUACAAAAUUACAAAAAAAAGAAAAGAAACAAACAGCAACACCAUUUUCCAAAAAUUCUCCCACACAAAAACGAAGAACGCCCCUUACAGAACUUUUUAAUAAAAAAAAACAAAACAACAAA
Molecule: messenger RNA, 1283 nt
Organism: Stomoxys calcitrans (stable fly)
Lineage: Eukaryota; Metazoa; Arthropoda; Insecta; Diptera; Muscidae
Product: protein RER1
Exons: 5
Coding region: 324-914 (196 amino acids)
Biological process (GO): protein retention in ER lumen; retrograde vesicle-mediated transport, Golgi to endoplasmic reticulum
Cellular component (GO): Golgi membrane
Source: RefSeq, a predicted model, not a curated record